CUUGAGCCGACAGCCGUUCGGAAGGAGGCGGAGCCUAAUUCGCAUCAGGACCAGUCUGGCUGCACCUGCAUCCUUAGCUCAGCGCAUCUUUGAAGCAUCUUAACAGGCAACCGCAGCUGGCAACCAGAGACUAGACCGUCGCAGAAGGCGUCCAUCAGAUACCUUCCCCCUCCCCUGACCUAGCGCUCUACAGCGGCGGCCUCUGCACUGACCCGGGGUUCCCAGAGUUGUGUGACCACUGCAAAAGUAUUUAUAGCAACAGUCUCUAAUUACGACAUGGCUGAGAUCACCAAUAUCCGACCUAGCUUUGAUGUGUCACCGGUGGUGGCUGGCCUCAUUGGGGCCUCUGUUCUGGUGGUGUGUGUCUCCGUGACGGUCUUUGUCUGGACAUGCUGCCACCAGCAGGCAGAGAAGAAGCACAAGACCCCACCCUACAAGUUCAUUCAUAUGCUCAAAGGCAUCAGCAUAUACCCAGAGACCCUCAGCAACAAGAAGAAAAUCAUCAAAAUACGGAGAGACAAAGAUGGUCCUGGGAGGGAAGGUGGACGUGGGAACCUGUUAGUGGACGCGGCAGAGGCUGGCCUGCUAGGCCCAGACAAAUGUCCCAGGGGGCCUAGCUCUGGAUCUUGUAUAGACCAGUUACCCAUCGAAGUGGACUAUGGGGAAGAACUGAGGAGCCCUGUUGCAAGCCUGACUCCUGGGGAGAGCAAAACCACUUCUCCAUCAUCUCCAGAAGAGGAUGUCAUGCUAGGAUCCCUUACUUUCUCAGUGGACUAUAACUUCCCGAAAAAAGCUUUGGUGGUGACAAUCCAGGAGGCCCAUGGGCUGCCAGUGAUGGAUGACCAGACCCAGGGCUCUGACCCCUACAUCAAAAUGACCAUCCUUCCUGACAAGCGGCAUCGGGUGAAGACCAGAGUGCUGCGGAAGACCCUGGACCCCGUGUUUGACGAGACUUUCACCUUCUACGGCAUCCCAUACAGCCAACUGCAGGACCUGGUGCUGCACUUCCUCGUCCUCAGCUUUGACCGCUUCUCCCGGGACGACGUCAUUGGGGAGGUCAUGGUGCCGUUGGCUGGAGUGGACCCCAGCACAGGCAAGGUGCAUCUGACCAGGGACAUCAUCAAGAGGAACAUCCAGAAGUGCAUUAGCAGAGGGGAACUCCAAGUGUCUUUGUCAUAUCAGCCUGUGGCACAGAGAAUGACAGUUGUGGUCCUCAAAGCCAGACACUUGCCGAAGAUGGAUAUCACCGGUCUCUCAGGUAAUCCUUAUGUCAAGGUGAACGUCUACUACGGCAGAAAGCGCAUCGCCAAGAAGAAAACCCAUGUGAAGAAGUGCACUUUGAACCCAGUCUUCAAUGAGUCUUUCAUCUACGACAUCCCCACCGACCUCCUGCCUGACAUCAGCAUCGAGUUCCUCGUCAUCGACUUCGAUCGCACCACCAAGAACGAGGUGGUGGGACGGCUGAUCCUGGGGGCGCACAGCGUCACAGCCAGCGGGGCCGAACACUGGAGAGAGGUCUGCGAGAGCCCCCGCAAGCCUGUGGCCAAGUGGCACAGUCUGAGCGAGUACUAAUUCUGUUGUCCUCGCCUCUAACCCCCGGGGCCAUUCUGGGGAGGGGCGUGGCAGGGAAAGAGAGAGAGAUGACAGAGACAAGCAGAUGCAAAACCUCAUUUUAGUCAGAAGAAAAUUUCAUACAAAAUGAACCCCACAAAGAACACCCCACAUGACCACAGCUGCAGAUCAGGUCUUAGCGAUGAUGAUUUUUCUCUUUUGCAAGGCGCUAGAAAUUUUUUUUUUUUUAUGGGGGACAAAAGAGGGAAAGACCCCUACAAGUCUAUAUAUAACAAUGUAACCUUAUACUUGCAUGUCUAAUACAAACUGAAGAAAUUAGUCUAACUCCAAUAUCAAGUUACAGAUUUUAAUCCUUGAAAAUUGUGUUUUGUGCCUAAUCGUAUUUGCUGAAAUUGGCCUUUUGUUUUUUUAAAUUGGGCUUCUCUGGAAAAUCACUCCCAGCCCCCACCUCUGCAGAAGAAAAUUUUGCUCUUGUAAAACCUCAUGUUUUCAUCAUUCCCAUCACCUCUUAUAUCUCUGCCCUUUGGCUGAACUUAAGGUCCAGAGGUGUGUAGUAAGCCAAGAAACAAAGGUGGGCUAGAUAAGGCAGGGUUUGCAGGAGAAAGAAUAAUUGAGAAGUGGGUUAUUUUUGCUGUCAUCCCUCCUGCCAUGAAGGGGUAAAGGGCAUUCUAUGAUUAAUCGACAGUCUUUGUGAAGCACAUAUAACACAUCAGUUGUAUCAGGACGAACUUGGGCUUGCAAAACUAGAUGACUUCUCUAAAAGGAACUUUGGAGACUUUUAGAACAGUAUACGGCUGAUCCCAAAUGCCAUUAGCAGGUAUAAGAACAAGGAGAGGAGAAAUGAGAAGAGUUCUAUUCCCCUUUGCAGCUAUAUUAGGAAGCCACAGCCAUUUAUUGAUUGAUGGGUUGGAAACCAACAGAGGUUGGAAAGCUUAAAUUGCUCUUUUUUUUUUUUUUUCUUUUCCAGAGAUGCUAAGCAUUGAGAAGCUUUAGAGUCUUCUCACGUGGCUUAGAUGCUAUCAUAAGGUUAGUUUCGCUUCACAAGGAAAAGGGCCUCAGAAAUGGUUCUUUCUCCUUGAAUAUAAAAAUAACAAUGUGGCUAAAUGAGUAAUCAAAGCAACUUGGAUUCUUUCAGAGCAUCCUUUCCCUCAAAACAAAGUGCUUAGUUCUUGGAACUCAUGAAUCUCACAGCAUAGUGGAGGGAUAGGGAACUAGAGUUUUAUCCUCCUUCUGCCACUGCGCAGUAGAGGUUGGGAGAGAUUCAGCAUCUUGCUGGGAUUAGAAUCCACAUCUCUUUUCUCUUAAUCCAGCCAUGUCUCUAACAUUGAGACUUUUCAGAUGGCAGAGACUUCAUUGGCAAUAAAUAGGCUUAGAUAGGCAACAGAUAUUUUUUGCCAACCUGAAGAGGAACUCAAAUAAGCAACAGCUUAAACUUUCAGGGCCUGAAUGAUUAGCCAAGAUCAUCGUGUCCACUUAUAUACAAGAACAUUUCUUUCUAUCUUGCUUCUGAGAUGGUGGUUGAAAAGUUGAAUCUCCAUGGAGAGGGUAUGAUCUUGCCCUUAGGGUUCCCUUAGCUCUCGUGGAUUUAAAACCAAUCUACUCCCCCACCCCACCCCCAAUCCUUUUGUUUUGUUUUUCUAAACCCGGAUUCUUGACAACGCAGAGUAGUUCUGAGCAGGCAUAAAGGCCACUCUCUGUUCUUGUCCCUAUCCAGACCCCUCCUCCAUAACCUGGCUCACAAUCUCACUAUCAGCUGGGUUCACACCACCAGUCUCUGUCCUUGUACCCAUGGAAUGUAAAUACUGUAUCAUACGUAGAAGAAAAUAAUUUUGUUUUCUAAAAAUGCAUUUUGAGAUAGUUUCAGGUAAAUCUGACAGGAGCAUUCUGAAGCCCCAUUAGAAAAAGAAAAAUUUAUGGUUCCUCUUCAUCGCCUUAAUGUCUAAAGAUCAGAAAUCGCUGAGCAGCCCGCUUUUGUUUUCUUCCCAGAAACAAUGCAAAGCAACAGGUGGAGAUAGUCUGGUCUUUGCCCUGAUGUGUGUGCCUCUGUAGCUCCUCCUGACAUAAGCCUCACCCCACCCCUCUCUUCCCCAUCUCCUUAUAGCUUUACUCCUAGCAUUCUUUGGGUCUACUGAGCAGUGGGUGGUGAGGUGACAGGGAGGAAUCAGCAAUUCUGUAGACUAGGAGCUGCCUCAGUGUCUUUCUCGCAAAAGACAAAGAAGCAGAUGGUACAGGGUUCUUCCUUCCUACCUCAGGCCUGAUCCAUAGUGCCCUUGACUUUGCUGUCCCAAAGUUUCUUAGCUGACUUUGGUUUUCACCUUCCUUCCUUCCAGAGAUAACUUAUAAGGGUGGAGGAGGACUGUGUCCUCCUGAGAGUCAGUUGAAAGACAAGAGAGUCACUUUCUAACUUUUGCACAAGGCACUCAUGGUCAGGAAUAGGUUAGGCAAUGGUCACUUCUGAUUUUCCAAGAGUCAGUCCUUCUCUGCAGACAUCUUGAUUCCUUUGGGAAGACAAAUUUAUCUUAAUAACAGUCCUUUUAUGAGUUAUUCCAUCUUUCAGUUCUAAGUGGAGCACAGCCAAGACGUACAUUGUUUCUAAACAGUGCUCUGGAUACAAAAACGGAUAGAACUGGUUUGUAGGACAGGGGAGGCCUGCUCAGGAGAGGGAAUAGUACAAGUCCCUUUUCUUGGAAGGCUUUUACUAUGGCCAUGAUAGUGACAUUGCCCUCACCCUGAUCCCUCUCCAAUGUGGUCAUCUUUCUUUACCUUGUGUCUUCUCUUGUAAAAAUGGAACUCAAAAAUAAAUGUGUCAAAAUUUUAAAAAGAAGAAAAAAACUGAAAAAGCUAACAUGAAUUGUGUGAAAUUGCAUAUUGCUGUAACGCUAACCUACAAUAUGUCAUGCUAUCUUGUAUGUUGAAUUUGUUAAUGCACCACACAAGUGCAAAAUAAAGACUGAUUCACAUUAAAUAGG
Choloepus didactylus (southern two-toed sloth) is the source of this 4541-nucleotide messenger RNA. RefSeq names its product synaptotagmin 11 (gene SYT11). Gene Ontology annotation, cellular component: axon; synapse; membrane. Lineage: Eukaryota; Metazoa; Chordata; Mammalia; Pilosa; Megalonychidae. Gene Ontology annotation, biological process: vesicle fusion; regulation of dopamine secretion; calcium-ion regulated exocytosis. The record is from RefSeq and is a predicted model, not a curated record. Bases 277 to 1572 code for a protein of 431 amino acids. Gene Ontology annotation, molecular function: calcium ion binding; phosphatidylserine binding; clathrin binding. The transcript has 4 exons.